ACCUGUGAAACCAGCGGAACCAUGCAUCCUCUGCACCCGAACGAGACCAACUGGAUCGUCCAAGUCAAGGAGAGCCUCAAGAGCAAGACCUCCGAUGACCAACGGCACUGGAACAAGCGGUCCAUCUACAGGGUCCCUGCCCGCAUCACCGACCUCAAAAGCGAGGCCUACUGGCCACGGGCUGUCUCCUUCGGCCCCUACCACCACGGCGCCAAACACCUCCUCCCCAUGGAGGAACACAAGCGCCGCUCGCUUGUCCACUUCCUCAAGCGGUCCAGGAAGCCCCUCGAGCCCUUCCUUGAGUCCCUAAAUGAGGUGCUGGGGGACCUCAAAGCAAGCUACGAUGUGCUGGACCCGAUGUGGAAGGACGGUGAGGGCGCGGCAGGCCGGUUCCUGCAGCUGAUGAUCACUGACGGCUGCUUCAUGCUCGAGAUCCUGAGGUUCGCAAAUAAGGAGGUGGAACACUAUGCGCCCAACGACCUCAUGGAAGACUAUGCGCCCAACGACCCCAUCUUCAGCAAUCACGGGAGGCUUUACAUACUUCCGGUCAUCGGACGGGACAUGCUGCUGCUGGAGAAUCAGCUUCCCAUGCUGCUACUGGAACGGCUGGUCGCCGUGUGUAAUGGCAAGAAGGAGGAAGAAUACAUCAACAGGCUCAUCCUCAAGUUCAGGGGAGCCAGCGAGAACAAUCCAAGCACGGGAAAAUGCCUGCACGUCCUGGACGUCUUCAGGAAGAAGCGGGUCCAGCUCAAGCCGGACCAAGUGGUGAGCAUGGGCAACCAGAACAACGCGUGCAUGGGAACAUGCCUGCACGUCCCGGACGUCUUCGGGAAGAGCCUGCUGAUGGAGUCCAAGAAGAAUAAAAAGAGGAAGAGCAAGGACAGCGAGGAGGUAAUCCCACCAGCCACCGAGCUUCCCACCGAGCUCCAUGAGCACGGGAUCCAGUUCGAGCAAAGCGAAACCAACAGCCUCAAGGAGAUCUCCUUUGCCAGCGGGGUCCUGAGGCUCCCCGCGAUCGUGGUAGACGACGACACCGAGUCCAUGUUCCUCAACCUCAUUGCGUUUGAGCGCUUCCACGUCGAGGCUGGGACCGAGGUCACGUCCUACAUCUUCUUCAUGGACAACCUCAUCGAUAAGGAGCGGGACGUUGCGCUGCUCCGCAAGGAGGGCAUCAUCGAGAAUUACAUGGAGAGCGACGAGGCGGCAGCCAAGCUGUUCAACUUGCUGGCCAAGGACUUGAUGCUCGACCCGCGCAGCAGGCUCCGUGGCGAGAUCAAGAAGGUCAGAGCAUACUGCAAGGAGAGGAGGCACCAGUGGAGGGCCAGUCUCAUGCACACCCACUUCAGGAAUCCUUGGGUUAUAUUGUCUCUCAUUGCCGCCUUCCUCCUCUUCGUGCUUACCAUAAUUCAGACCAUAUAUACCGUGCUCGGCUAGAAAAAAUGAACCCUCCCUUUUCCUCUUGGUACAAUAUAUUUUUUCUCCAUUUUUCGGGUUUUAACUUUUCGCCUAAUGGCUCUCUUGAUUAGUUGUUGAUU
Messenger RNA from Rhodamnia argentea, 1535 nucleotides. RefSeq names its product UPF0481 protein At3g47200-like. NCBI's taxonomy places the organism in Eukaryota, Viridiplantae, Streptophyta, Magnoliopsida, Myrtales, Myrtaceae. The transcript is spliced from 3 exons. Bases 22 to 1434 code for a protein of 470 amino acids. The record is from RefSeq and is a predicted model, not a curated record.